GGUAAAACGUGUGAGGUGGUGGCAAAUGACGUCACCGGAUGCCGGAAGCGGGAGCGGAAACGGAGCGACUGAGGAGGAGGAGGAAGGAAAAUAACAAAACGAGCCGAGUGUAAGGAGCGAGAACCGAACAGGGAGGUAAACUGAGGCCGAACUUCUCCGCCACAUCCCGGUGACCUCCUCUUCCCCCAGCCGGGGGAGGAUGGGGAAGGACAGAGCUCGGUAACGGCACCGGCUGGACCCGCAGAUUCCAUAUGCAGGAUAUAUGCCGUACUGAUAGUUUUCUCAUAGAGAGAGAACCAAUUUAGCUUGGCAAUCAUGCCGCCAAGACCAUCCUCUGGGGAACUAUGGGGGAUUCACUUGAUGCCCCCCAGGAUACUGGUGGAUUGUUUAUUACCUAAUGGAAUGAUGGUGACUUUAGAAUGCCUUCGUGAGGCUACUCUUGUGAACAUUAAGCAUGAGCUCUUCAAAGAGGCCCGGAAGUUCCCUCUUCACCACUUACUCCAAGAUGAGUCCUCUUACAUUUUUGUUAGUGUUACACAAGAAGCAGAAAGAGAAGAGUUCUUCGAUGAGACCCGUCGCCUGUGUGACCUUAGGCUGUUUCAACCUUUCCUCAAAGUAAUCGAGCCUGUAGGCAACAGGGAAGAGAAAAUCCUGAAUCGAGAAAUUGGUUUUGCAAUAGGAAUGCCUGUUUGUGAGUUUGACAUGGUAAAGGAUCCAGAAGUUCAAGAUUUCAGGAAGAAUAUUCUUAAUGUUUGUAAAGAUGCAGUUGAACUCCGUGAUGCAAAUGGCCCGAUCAGUAGAGCACUUUAUGUUUACCCUCCCAAUGUAGAAUCCUCUUCAGAGCUUCCAAAGCACAUAGAAAGCAAACUAGACAAAGGCCAAAUAAUUGUGGUUAUUUGGGUCAUUGUUUCUCCUAACAAUGAAAAGCAGAAGUACUCUUUAAAGAUCAACCAUGAUUGUGUACCAGAACAUGUAAUAGCAGAAGCCAUCAGGAAAAAGACUCGAAGUAUGCUACUGUCCUCUGAACAGCUCAAGCUUUGUGUUCUGGAGUACCAGGGGAAAUACAUAUUAAAAGUAUGUGGAUGUGAUGAAUACUUGCUGGAAAAGUAUCCACUGAGUCAGUAUAAGUAUAUACGAAGCUGCAUUAUGCUCGGCCGGAUGCCUAAUUUAAUGUUGAUGGCCAAGGACAGCCUAUACAAUCAGAUCCCGGUUGACACCUUCACUAUGCCCUCCUAUUCAAGAAGAAUUUCAACGGCAACACCUUACAUGAAUGGAGAAGCUUCAGCAAAAUCUCUAUGGGCUAUCAACAGCCAUCUUAGAAUAAAAAUUCUCUGCGCAACCUAUGUCAAUGUUAACAUUCGAGAUAUUGAUAAGAUCUAUGUUCGAACUGGUAUUUAUCAUGGCGUUGAACCAUUGUGUGAUAAUGUCAACACUCAGCGAGUUCCCUGUUCAAAUCCAAGGUGGAAUGAAUGGCUUAUGUACGAUAUGUUCAUCCCAGAUUUACCCAGAGCAGCUCGCCUUUGUCUUUCCAUCUGCUCCGUAAAAGGCAGAAAAGGAGCUAAAGAAGAACACUGCCCAUUGGCGUGGGGCAAUAUAAACUUGUUCGAUUACACAGACACAUUAGUCUCUGGGAAAAUGGCAUUGAACUUGUGGCCUGUACCUCAUGGAUUGGAAGAUUUGCUUAACCCUAUUGGUGUUACAGGGUCCAACCCAAACAAGGAAACUCCCUGCCUCGAGCUUGAAUUUGACUGUUUUAGUAGCCCAGUCAAGUUCCCAGAUAUGGCAGCAAUAGAAGAUCAUGCAAACAAAGUUUUAGAGCGAGAGAUGGGCUACAAUUACAGCCAUUCCGGACUGACUAGCAGAAUAGCCAGAGAUAAUGAAGUCAGAGAAAGUGAUAAAGAGCAACUCAAAGCCAUUUCUACCCGGGACCCUCUCUCUGAAAUCACUGAGCAGGAAAAAGAAUUCCUUUGGAGCCACAGGCUUUAUUGCCGAAAUACCCCAGAAAUCCUCCCAAAGAUGCUUUUAGCUGUGAAAUGGAAUUGCAGAGAUGAUGUUGCACAGAUGUACUGUCUGCUUAAAGACUGGCCUCCAAUCCGACCUGAGCAAGCAAUGGAACUGCUGGACUUCAAUUACCCAGACAGGAUAGUACGGUCAUUUGCAGUUACAUGCUUGGAGAAGUAUCUGACUGAUGACAAGUUGUCGCAGUAUCUAAUCCAGCUAGUACAGGUUCUAAAGUAUGAGCAGUACUUGGACAAUUUACUAGUUAGGUUUCUGCUGAAGAAGGCCCUAACCAAUCAGAGAAUUGGACACUUCUUUUUCUGGCAUUUGAAGUCAGAAAUGCACAACAAAACAGUCAGUCAAAGGUUUGGACUGUUGCUGGAAUCCUACUGCAGAGCCUGUGGCAUGUACCUCAAGCAUUUAAGUCGACAGGUGGAGGCUAUGGAGAAACUUAUUAACCUCACUGACAUCCUAAAGCAGGAGAAGAAGGAUGAGCCUCACAAAGUGCAGAUGAAGUUUCUUGUUGAGCAAAUGAAGAGGCCAGAUUUUAUGGAUGCAUUACAAGGCUUUACCUCACCUCUCAAUCCUGCACAUCAGUUGGGGAAUCUCAGGCUUGAAGAAUGCAGAAUAAUGUCUUCUGCAAAAAGACCACUUUGGCUUAACUGGGAGAACCCUGAUAUUAUGUCUGAAAUGCUGUUUCUAAAUAAUGAGAUAAUCUUCAAAAACGGAGAUGACUUGCGGCAAGAUAUGCUAACGCUCCAGAUCUUAAGGAUUAUGGAAAAUAUUUGGCAAAAUCAGGGACUUGAUUUACGGAUGCUACCGUAUGGGUGCCUCUCGAUAGGUGAUUGUGUAGGACUUAUCGAAGUGGUCAGAUGUUCCCAUACUAUUAUGCAAAUUCAGUGUAAAGGAGGAUUAAAAGGUGCUCUGCAGUUCAACAGUCAUACGUUACAUCAGUGGCUCAGGGAUAAAAACAAAGGAGAAACGUAUGAUGCUGCCAUUGACUUAUUUACUCGAUCAUGUGCUGGUUACUGUGUUGCCACGUUUAUUCUUGGAAUAGGUGAUCGUCACAACAGUAACAUUAUGGUAAAAGACAAUGGGCAACUGUUUCACAUAGAUUUUGGGCACUUUCUGGAUCACAAGAAGAAAAAGUUUGGUUACAAGAGAGAGCGUGUUCCUUUUGUUUUAACCCAGGACUUUUUAAUUGUCAUCAGUAAGGGAAUUCAAGAGUGCACAAAGACCAGGGACUUUGAAAGAUUUCAAGAGAUGUGUUACAAAGCUUAUCUGGCCAUUCGUCAGCAUGCCAAUCUGUUCAUCAAUCUGUUUUCGAUGAUGCUUGGUUCCGGUAUGCCUGAACUGCAGUCUUUUGAUGAUAUUGCUUAUAUAAGAAAGACACUGGCACUGGACAAAACUGAACAGGAAGCUCUAGAGUAUUUUAUGAAGCAGAUGAAUGAUGCCCAUCAUGGCGGCUGGACAACGAAAGUAGACUGGAUCUUUCACACAAUCAAGCAGAGGGCUUUGAACUGAGCAGGAAGCUGGACGCAGGCUGUGGUCUUGCCAUCCACUUUGUGGGUCACGCACUGCACUAUUUAUACGGACAAGCAGCAAAGACCAGCUGCAUGGGAAUUGCACAAGUCACAAAAAAACAUUACUAUCACAACAGGCGCUACCAGAAUGCAUUAACACUAACAGGGUCUACAACACUAAAGGAGUACAUUUCAAGAGCUACAGUCUGAAUUUCAUAUAUUAUGCCUUAAGGUCAAACAGGAGGCUAAUCCUCUUAACCUGAAUUUUAGCACCCAAUGUAUAUGGUCAUGGUCUGUUUGAUACAAAUAGGAGUUUGGCAUAGAGAAUAUUUUUGUGAUUCCCAUGUGUGUUUUGGAAUGCUGAUUUCUCUACCUUGGUGCAGUAAUAACUAGGAACCUGAAGGGCACAACCCUUCCUCAAUGCCUCACAGUAUUGUUUAACUGCAAUGCAACUUUACGCGCUUAACAAGUGUCCUUUUUUUUUUUUUUCUUGAAAAUGUGAUACCAUGCAAGUCUUGUGAAAAGGAUAAUGGUCUUGUUUUGUCUUUCUCCAAUAUUUUUGUUUUUAUAAGCCUAUGUUUUAUACUUUGCAAAAGUUGCACCAUUGUUAUGAACACAACUUUCCUGAUGUGUCAGAGAUGCACACUGUAAGUGGGCGUUGUCAGUGCUCUCGAAUACACUUCACUGUAAAACUGAGAGAGUGUAUGUAUGUAUGUAUGUGUGUGUGUUUGUAUGUAUGUAUUGAGUUUCUUGUUUUGUUGUUUUUCAAAUACUACAAAAUGAGAGACCAGAAGGAUAUUGCAUUAAGUUAACUGCUUCUUGCACUGAGGAAUGUUGCUCUUAUUUUAAAUUUUUUAUAGUCUUCCUAGGCUAUGUUAAGAAUUUUAAUUUUAACCUCACCUGUAAACCCAUUUUUUUUGUUUUGUUUUUUGUUUCAGAAGUUAUUUUAUGUGUAAUAAGUAUCCAUGUUAAAGUGUAUGGAUAGUUUGUGUUUUUAUAAAGGUUAUGCAGUUAUUUUAUUUGUUAUUUCCCGCCGUCUUCUGAUGCGUGCAAUUUUGAGUGUACCUGAGUUUAUAUAUGUAUGCCUACAGUUUUUGCACACAGAUUCAUUUAUCCAUGAAGAUGUACCUAAAUAAAUUAACAGAUUACUUUUUAUAUACUAUAUAAAGCUCCAUUACAUUUUAGUAAAAUAGUCAAACUCACACACAUUUUACAUUCAUAUCCUAUAAGAUUGUGUUUUAGAUUUUUUUUUUUUUGUUUGUUUAUAAAUCUAAUUAUCUUUUUAGCAUUAUCUGAGCCUUAUCCAGCAUGUGUCCUUCUGAAUGAUUUCUGGAUAUGUAUGAUGACUACUGACAACUACUUUGAGAAAUUAUAGCAUUAGAAAGUGUGGCCUUUUUAAGUCGAGUUUUUAUUGUUACACUCCCCUGAUACCCCUCACGCCCUUUCUUCCCAUGCAUUGAUGAAUUUUUAAUGUGUGCAGUAGGACUCGUAGGCUUACUGAUAUUAAGGCACCUAAUAUAGAUGCCCUGUCUGGUAAUAGAUUGCGUCCCCAGUAAAUACAAAAAGUUUGUGACAACUGGAGAAAUUUUUGGAAUGCUGUAGUGUCACAGAGAAUGUCAUAAGGAAAGAUGCUAAAUUCAUAGACCAAUUAUUUUUUUUCUCAACAGCAAUAAUAAUACAUUUCUUUGUAUAGUACAUGCAGUGAUCCUGUAAGUGAUGAGGCUGUGACUUCUAAUAUAAAAAAUACCUAUCUAAAUUGAAGUGGCAGUAUUGUGCAAGUAUUGGUCUCUGCAUGCAUGGUUCUACCUACAUAAAGCAGUCACCAUUUACUACAUACCUCUGCAACUCAGCCCACUCACUUGAGGUGGGGAGCAAUGCAGCUGGGAUGAUGAUUUAUACAUCCCAGGGCAACUACAUCCACCCCCCCCCCCCCCACCAAGACACACAAAAUGUAGUUAGCAGCCUAAGUUCAGACUCUUCUCACUUGGGUUUGUCUCUUCCAGUAAUGCUGGCUGUGUGGUCUGUGUGUUAAGGAGUCUGUAGUUUGCUAUGGGCACUGGACUUUCUCUCUACAAACCAAUGUAACCUCUACCUGCAAAUAGCCUUGUAUCUGCUUUCCUCCCUAGCUACAGCCUGUGUGAACUGCCAUCGGUGUGUGCUUUCCAGACUCAGAUCUGUGAGAGCUGGGGCAGAAUGUCAGGAGAAACGCAAAGCUUUGAAGGAUUUUUCUUACCUUUCUCUGAGAGAUGGUAAGAUAAACUUGCACAGACUUCACAGCAGCUAAAAGGCAGGACAUUUUUAAUGAAGACUAUUUAGAAAGUUGCUUAAUUUUGUGUUCAGGAAAUAAAUAACAAUUAUUUGGUUCUUUUUACUGGAUGUGCUGGGGUUUAUUUUGUGGGGGGAAGAAAACAACCACAUUGCUCUAGAUCUGUACAACAUCUUUGGUGGGAGCAUGGCUUGUAAUAAGUAUAUUAUUGCAGUAAAAUUCUUCCUAAUAUUUCUGAAUGAUAUAUAUAAUGAUGGGGAUUUAAUGCCAAGUCUGAGAUCUCUCCUGAAGGAAAUCUGUAGACAGAGCUUUUUCUUUCGAGUUUGUUACCUCUCCUCAGUACAGAGCAGGGUACUCUGGCUUUGCUUGUGAUAGGCUUGUCGACUUGGUAAAGGGGUGAGAACACACUGCUCUGUUCUGGUGGACAAUGCUGGACGUGGAGCAGACGCUCUGGAAGGGAACUGGAUUGCUCAGCCAAGUAUUCCAAUAGAUCUAUUGGAAUCCUUGGCUGCGCGAUCCAGUUCCUUUCCUGAGCAUCUGCUCCACCUCCAGCAUUGUCCUGUUGCGCUCCAUUGGAUAUGGCGCGUGGAAGCCGCUGAAGCCGCUUUGGAUUUGUUGCAUGCUAUUUUGAGUGUUGUGCCUUGAAUUUUGAACAACCUUUCUAGGUGAGUGAAAUAGCUACAUUUUCUGUCUCUUACCACCCUUUGAUUCCGCACAUGGGAGCACUUUUGUCCCUUUAUCUGUUCUGGUGGGGGGGAGGGAUACAAACCCAAAACAGCACUGUCUGUACUUAUUUUUUUUUUUUUCUGAAGAGAUCGCUGGCUUUGCAUUAAAUCCCAUUCAGUUUUUCCAUCUUUAAAACACUAGUUGGAGUGAAAAACUGAUAUUUAGGGAAAACGACCUAAAAAGGCCAUGAGCUUGAGGUUUGCCUAUUCUGUCAUCACACUUAAGAUUACCAUAGGAAGUAAGGAUAGAUGGGAAGAGUAAUGGACAUUCAUCGAAACCGAUAAAAAGGAACAUUCAAUAGAAAAUGUGUAAAUUUUUGUACAUCCUGUAAGUUUGUCAUUUAAUAGCUAGCAAUAAACAUGAGGGAAAAAAUUCUGUAUACUGUGACAGAUUGCUGCAAAAAUAAAUGUGCUAAUGUAGUGAUGGGGAUUUUGGCAAAGAAAAUCUGAAACCUCUUUAUUAAUGGUAUGAUGCAAAGCCUGUUAGGAACACACAGAAGCACAUAUAGUUUAUGCUGUAAUAAAGGAAACAGUGCUUAGAAUGUAUGAAACCUUUAAUUCAGCUUCCACUUUUUCCAUUUGUUUUUAAAAUAUUCAGCAUAACUAAAUUAUAGGUCCAAAUGAGGAUAAAGAUUAUAGUAGUAGUCUGCAGCAAGUGUUAGAAUAGGGGUUCCACUGGUAAAAGAAGUAUUUUCCGUGUUAGAAACCAUUCACUUUCACCAUAUAAAACCCUGCUCCCAAUGAAAACUGGAAAAUAUGUGCUGAAAAGAAGUGACCUGCAUGACUAGAACACAUUUUCCAAGCUGUGUAUUUCAGUCUUAAAGGUGUACUCUGUUGGAAAUGUCUUAUCCACUAUCCAAAGGAUAGGGGAUAAGAUGUUAGAUCGUGGGGGUCUCACCGCUGGGGACCCCCGCGAUCUCUGGGCCGGCACCCCUGUCAUUCGGUGCAACUCUGCUCUGUGCCCGAUGACUGGCGAUGCAAGCCGCCAUGCCCCCUUCAUUCACUUCUAUGGGAGGAGGACGCCCCCUCCCAUAGACAUGAAUGAAGCAGGCGUGGCGUCACAAACGUGAUGUGAGGGUGUAUUCACACCAUGUUUUUGCAAUACAGUUCCCGUAUCAGGUUUUUGAUGAAAAACGGAUUCCUCAAAACCAGACUAAACUGUAUCAAAACCUGUGUACAAAUUUGAACCCUUUUACGGUUUGAAAAAUUAUGUCCGGUUGCAUCGGUUUGUUUCAGAAAAAACGUAAAAGUUUUUUUUACUUUUCACUCCAUUAUGAAUAAAGUUUUACUUGUUUGAUUGAAAUUCCAAGAGAAAAACAUAAAAGUCAAAAACCGUAUGGGGCAAACCGUAUGGAACUGUACGUACAUACAGGCCUCUACGGUUCCCAUUGACUCCCAUGUUUGAAAAAAAAAAUAAAAUUAUGUACGGUUUUGCACCCGGACCAAAAACCGUGGUAGGCUACGGUUUUGGGUAUGGGAAAAGCAUGGACAAAACCGUACAAGAUGCAACCAGAUGCAUCGUUUGGCAUAUGGUUUUCAAUACGGUUCCAUACGGUUUUCAAAUUGAAAACGUAUACGGGAACUGUAUUGCAAAAAUGUUGUGUGAAUGCACCCCAAGAGUGCUUAGGAGUUUCCUACACUCUUUUUCUCUUGAUGAGGUAUGUGGAACUAGUGAUAUGUUUACAGGAAACUUCAAGUCUCAUUACUCCUGUUCUAGUCUAAUUCCAAAAUGGUCUCUGUGCCUUAGCUGGACAUUUCACUUCUGUGAACCAAUAUUGUUCACAUAAAUGUGUUCUUUGUGUGGGAUCAUAGGAUUGUCAAAUUAAAAUAUUUGAUCUGCUGUAUUACAAUUGAAUUCUAGGAUACGUUCAGACCUACAGAAUCUUCUGCAUAUUUUGUGCAGCUGAUUUUGCUACCCAUUGAAGUUAAUCGGUAGCAAAAUCACCUGCACAAAAUAUGCAGCAGAUCCUGUACAUAUGAAUAUACCCUUAAUCUGCAAAAUAAAUUGUCCCUAGUAUUUACAGUAAUAGUGGCUGUAGUCUGUGAGUUACAAUUGCUGGCAUAAUUGGACAUUUAAAUAUACUUAGUCCCAAUUUACUCAUUCUCCUCACCCCCAGGUCAAUGGUGACUGCAGGAGGGAGUUUGUAUAGUGCAGAAGCUGCAUACGAGUGCUGCUGCUCCUCCAUUUAAACUUAAUCUGUAAAGUGUACCUAUGAUAUGCCACACAAAAAAAGCUGUUACUCGGUAUCUAAUCCUGAUCAUGUACAUAUAUUUUUUUUGUGUGUAGCACCUAGAUUUCUCUCAGAAAUACCUUCUUUCUGUUCCUCACUUUCUGUGCUUUAGAGGGGGUGUGUCCAAACUCUGCAUGACUCCUCUCUUAGUCUGCUGUGCUGGGUCUCCUUAGCCAAUCACUGCAGGCUGCUCUGUAACCCCUCAUCUCUGUUUUCAGACAGGAGAGUGCACAGAGGAGUGCUAGACCCAUCCUCACUCACUUGACUUUGUCCCAGUCUGUGCUUCAGCUGGGACAAAGAUGGUCCUGCAGUUGGACAGGAUUUUGUUCU
Hyla sarda is the source of this 9073-nucleotide messenger RNA. RefSeq names its product phosphatidylinositol-4,5-bisphosphate 3-kinase catalytic subunit alpha (gene PIK3CA). Gene Ontology annotation, cellular component: phosphatidylinositol 3-kinase complex, class IB; plasma membrane; phosphatidylinositol 3-kinase complex, class IA. The transcript is spliced from 21 exons. Bases 316 to 3522 code for a protein of 1068 amino acids. Gene Ontology annotation, molecular function: 1-phosphatidylinositol-4-phosphate 3-kinase activity; 1-phosphatidylinositol-3-kinase activity. Gene Ontology annotation, biological process: phosphatidylinositol-mediated signaling; phosphatidylinositol-3-phosphate biosynthetic process; phosphatidylinositol 3-kinase/protein kinase B signal transduction. NCBI's taxonomy places the organism in Eukaryota, Metazoa, Chordata, Amphibia, Anura, Hylidae. The record is from RefSeq and is a predicted model, not a curated record.